AUGAGUCGCGCGAAAGCGAAGGCGACAAACAGCAGCCUCUCGACUUCGUCGGCUGAUGCACCAUUUCCGGCCACUGACUUUAUUCGGCGGCGCCAACGAAGGUUCGAUACUACCAGCCUCGCCCGCCGCCGGUUAGCAGAGCUGCACGUUGACACUACUUGGAUUAAGCUGAUUAGCGCGCUAAGACGACAAGCCUUAUCACCGCCACAACCAAUGGCGUCGACAGCAACGCAAAGGGGCCACACGAAGUACCUGCUCGACCGAAACAAACAGUCCGUCUACAGUGAGUUCAUACGGCGCUCUGGUAUGCAGCUGCCCGAAUUUGUUCGACUGCUGCGAGGCGAGACUGAGCAAGACCCCCGCCCCAAUAAAUCGCUGAUCGAGCCAACAUCCCUAUCAGCAUGGCAAAGUUACCGCUACGAAACUCAGUGGGCCGAGAUUGUGCAGCACGGGGUAUGUCCCCGGUGGAAAUCGGGGUUCGCAGUACAAGACGCACCACCCGCAAAUCAUGGGUCGGCUGUACGAGCCCUGAAUAUCGUUGUUAAACGCCUCCGCAAAGGGCAGGACGAGAACCGCUAUCUGAUUCUCGAUUUGGAGCUACUGUCGAUACUGCAUGGUGUCACAUGCAGUCCAUUCGGGGCUGUUCAGAAGGGUGAUGCGGACCUCACUGUUGAUGCUCGUCUAAUUCACGAUUUGUCAUUUCCCCCGGGCGCCUCGGUCAAUGACAACACUGUUCCGGAUCAUGAGAUUGACGUUUGUUAUGACGGCUCUGAUGCAUUGGCCAAUCGCAUUCUGGAUGUGGACGAGGUCUUCCCAAAACUACAGCAGAUGAUGACUGGAGACGUGAAUGGAGCGUUCAGGAACAUCCCGGUGUCCGCUGACAACGUCGGCCGGUUUGCAGGCACGAUACCCGAGCUUGGGAUCCUGGUCAUCGACCUGUGCCGUCCAUUCGACUGGUCAAACUCUCCAGUGUCAUACUGGGUAGCUGGUGCUGCUAUUUCGCACCUUUACUCCUGCUCGGCACCGGAAUGGCCUCUACAACCUACAUCUGGAAAGAACAACUUCGAUGCCAAGACGUGGUGUGAUGACCACACAGCGAUCGAGCCUGAUAUAGGCUCUCGGCUGGCGGAAGCCCAACUCGCCUUGCGAACAGCUAUGAUCACCGUAUUGGGUCCUGAUGCAUGCAACGAGAAAACGUUCACGGGCUGGUUUAAGGAAGGGCGCACCCUCGGUCUAGAUUGGAACCUGCACUCCAACACAGUCUCUAUGCCCCCCGAGAAGAUUUCAAAAGCGCUUUAUCGUGUGCACGACAUGGCAACACGGGCGAAAACGACCCGGACCCAGUUGCAAAAGCUACUAGGCAGUCUUCGACACGUUGUCACGUGCGUCAGAGCUGCGACACCAUUCUUCCAGCCCGUUGCAGCACUAGCUCGAGCUGCUCCAAGGUUUGGAACCGUGGAGGUAUCGUUCGAGGCAAAGGAAGAUUUGCAGUGGUUUGAAAUGGUCAUUCGAAUCGGUAAAUUGAACGCUGUCCCGUUGUCUAGAUUCACGCGUCGUCAGGAACCAAACUACCACAUCCAGAUGGACGCCAGUGACAAGGGCCUUUGCACCUGUUCCCGCUUCGCAAGCAAUAUCUCCAGGUUCAGUUCACCGAUGCCGAGAUUGACUUGA
Phytophthora sojae is the source of this 1671-nucleotide messenger RNA. RefSeq lists its product as hypothetical. Bases 1 to 1671 code for a protein of 556 amino acids. The transcript has a single exon. The record is from RefSeq and is a predicted model, not a curated record. NCBI's taxonomy places the organism in Eukaryota, Oomycota, Peronosporomycetes, Peronosporales, Peronosporaceae.